CACCACAACCCUAUGAUACAUUUAAGCGUCCACAAUACAUGCAAUAGGGGAUAAGGAUUCAUUUUUUAACAAUGCUACCAUUAUCACUUUUAAAAACGGCUCAAAGUCACCCGAUGCUAGUCGAGUUAAAGAACGGCGAGACAUACAAUGGACAUUUAGUUAGUUGUGACUCAUGGAUGAAUAUAAAUUUACGGGACGUAAUUUGCACAUCAAAGGAUGGUGACCGGUUUUGGCGCAUGCCCGAAUGUUAUAUUCGAGGCAGUACGAUCAAAUAUUUGCGUAUUCCUGAUGAGGUAAUUGAUAUGGUGAAGGAAGAUUCCCAGGCGAAAUCACGGAACCGCAUUGAAAUGAGUAAAAAUCGUAAUGGUAGUGGAAAUUUGCCGCAGAACCCAAAUCAACGCGUGGGUCGUGGUGGAGCUAGGAAUAACAUUGGAAGUCGUAAUAAUCUAGGAAAUCGUCAACUUAUACAAGGCAGCAAAAAUAGGAAGUAACUAAUAAAAUAGUUUGCUAAAAGUAGAUGAAUUAAAAUACCCUUGAUUUAAUAAAAA
This is a messenger RNA of Scaptodrosophila lebanonensis, 548 nucleotides long. RefSeq names its product U6 snRNA-associated Sm-like protein LSm4. Gene Ontology annotation, cellular component: spliceosomal tri-snRNP complex; P-body; U6 snRNP. The coding region runs from base 72 to 491 and encodes 139 amino acids. NCBI's taxonomy places the organism in Eukaryota, Metazoa, Arthropoda, Insecta, Diptera, Drosophilidae. Gene Ontology annotation, biological process: P-body assembly; spliceosomal snRNP assembly; nuclear-transcribed mRNA catabolic process. The record is from RefSeq and is a predicted model, not a curated record. Gene Ontology annotation, molecular function: U6 snRNA binding. The transcript has 4 exons.